Acanthoscelides obtectus is the source of this 6185-nucleotide messenger RNA. NCBI's taxonomy places the organism in Eukaryota, Metazoa, Arthropoda, Insecta, Coleoptera, Chrysomelidae. The record is from the annotation of a GenBank genome assembly.
UAUAAUGUAACCACAUUCUGUAUUCAGUGGAAGAUAAAAGCAUGUUAGAUAGCUGUAUAAGAUGACUGGUUUUGUUGAUAAUCAUUAUGUGACGAGCAGUAUUUGGACAAAGUACUAUCUACGCAAUUAGAAUGAUAAUGCGGCGUUAUAUUGAUGGAUUUUUAGAGAAAUCAUACCUAUGAAAGAGAUUGAAAUUUCUUACCUUGUAGUUAUCAAAACCUGUUAGGUGUUCUUCGGCUCAACUGUUGUUUCACACACAAAAGAUAAGUUAAAACUUGGUGCAACAUAACCACAAUUUCCGUACAACCACUAUCGAUCAGCUGUCAGUCUGUAUGCAACCACAAAUACAAACGUAGAUGCAAGAUGUAUAGUGAUCAUUUUUGCCGACUGAGUUUCUGUUUUACAACGAACGAAGGAACCACGAUGUACCCGUGUACUCCGUACUCCAAGAGAUUAUGUCAUAAAAAAGUCGUCAAGUAGGUUGGCUCUGCACUUCCGACGCAUCCCUGUUAUCAGUUAAAACAGAAGUAUUUACGGCACAAGUUAGCCCCUCCGAGAAAAAAGUUAGCUGCGAGCAUGUAUAAAAAGGAAAUUAAACGGACCAACUUAGUCAAACGUUGAGCUACCGUCCACUACGAAUUUUUUUGGCGCUGCGCCUGUCAGAUUUCAUUCUUUACGUCCCAGACGCCGACAGGGAGUUUGAUUUGAGAAAAUGGCGUCCUUAAGCUUUGUGGUGGCAUUACGUGCAGUGAUAUAAACAUUAAGUAAAUUUAGAUGUUAAUUUAAAUAUGUUUUAUUGAUGUAGGUGCAUAUUAGAAGUGUUAAAGUUUUUAGUGCUUCAAAGAUGACCGCAAAUAUGUAUCGCGUCGGAGAUUAUGUAUAUUUCGAGACGUCUUCAACGUCACCGUAUCAAAUUCGGCGCAUAGAAGAAUUAAACAAAACCCCAUCGGGUAACGUCGAAGCAAAGACAAUGUGUUUUUAUCGGAGACGAGACUUGCCAGGCCAGCUGAUCCAACUAGCUGACAAACACCAAUGUGCCUUAGAUGAAUCUAGUGGAAGUCCGAUUCCCGAAUCGGGUGGUAGAGAGCAGCUGAGCCCCAAACAGCGUCAUCAAAUGAAGCACAGAGAACUUUUCCUUUCACGACAGGUGGAAACUCUGCCUGCUACACACAUACGAGGCAAAUGUUCUGUAACACUUUUCAACGAAACCGAGGCUCUGGCUUCUUACCUGAACAGGGAUGACAUGUUUUUCUACUGUCUCGUAUUCGAUCCAACACAGAAGACGCUAUUGGCGGAUAAAGGUGAAAUUAGGGUAGGUAGCAGAUACCAAUGUGAUGUGCCAACGAUGGUGCGGGACCCGCUGUCACCCGAUGACAGGAACCUAGAUGAAUUAGAAACUCUUGUUUGGACACCAAACCAUAGUUUAACUGAUCGACAGAUUGAUCAGUUUUUAGUCGUGUCCAGAUCUGUGGGGACUUUUGCGAGGGCCCUUGACUGCAGCUCAAGCGUGAAGCAACCGUCGCUGCACAUGUCAGCGGCGGCUGCAAGUCGCGACGUCACGCUUUUCCACGCGAUGGAUACUCUCCACAGGCACAAUUACGAUUUAGCUGCUGCGUUGUGUUCUUUAGUACCUAGUAGUGGACCGGUUCUUUGUAGGGACGAGAUGGAGGAGUGGAGCGCCUCGGAAGCGAAUUUGUUCGAGGAGGCUCUUGACAAGUACGGCAAGGAUUUCAACGACAUCCGCCAGGACUUUCUGCCCUGGAAGACUUUAAAGAAUAUUAUAGAGUAUUAUUACAUGUGGAAGACGACCGAUAGAUAUGUCCAACAGAAACGGGUGAAAGCGGUCGAAGCUGAGGCGAAGCUGAAGCAAGUCUACAUUCCUAACUAUAACAAACCAAACCCGGCAGCACUGAAUAAUAAUAAGGGGGUUGUGAACGGAAGCAGUAAUGGUGGCGCAGAUGCCGGAGUAUCUUUGGGAGGAAAGGCUUGUGAAUCAUGUAAUGUUACUGUAUCCAAUCAGUGGUACGCGUGGGGUCCUUCACAUAUGCAGUGUCGACUUUGCCAAGCAUGCUGGCAAUAUUGGAAAAAAUAUGGCGGGCUGAAAAUACCGACUAGAUUCGGAGACGGUGAUUUUGAAAAUGGAGGCAAAAGUAAAAAGUCCGGCAGUGACAUUGAUGAGGACAGACUACCUGGAAUGCCACACCGACCUCACCGUUGCAACAUCGGCGGCUGCAACAAAGAAUUCAAGCUGAAGGCGCACCUGGGCAGGCACUAUGCGACGGCGCACGGAAUUGUGGUGCGUUCAGGUUCACCGAGACCGGUGAUGAAAACGCGGACAGCGUUCUACCUGUUCACGACACCGGCCACACGGGUGUCACGUCGUCUGUGCGGCCAUAUUAUGAGGCCCAGACACGCGGCCAGGGCGCCUUUCCAUCCUAUCAACGUGCAAGCUAUCAAGCAGGAGUGUAGCCUACAAAUGGUCGGUAAGACGUUAGCAGAACUGAAGCACCUAUUGGCAUACAGAAAAAAAGAACGCGGUAGCGUGACGGCGAUAGCCACCCGGUUGGGCAAACCAGGAUCGACUACUCCUCAAUGGCUCAUCCUGACGGAACGGGGUAAUUUGCCUCAACCGGAACGAGUGGCGUUCCCAAAACCACCGAAAGCUCCAGACGGCAGUUUGAUGUAUGAGAGGGUGCCCAAUAAAGUGCCUGAAGUACCGCCAAUGGAUAAGUUGGCGGCCCAGGCUGGACUGAAUCCUGUUGCCGCGACGCCGAAUUUGAAGAAACGGCCGUACGAGGAGAUGAACGGCAUGGAUAGCUUCUACUCUGAUCUGGAUUGGGAUGAUGGUGUAUCAUUGACGGCGCCGCCAGCCGUAAGACGACUUACCAAGGAACCAGCACCAACUCAACACCUGCCCGCGUCCAUCGGUGUGGCGCCACCUCAUCACAUGAGCCAUUUAACCGCGCAUCCAUCCACCAUUCCGACUGUAGCGCCCAUACCCGGUGUGGUACCCGGAGCAUCGCCUACAGUGGUAUCUCCCCAUCUGCCGCCAUCAAUACCCUCCGUACCUCCUCGGCCCGAGCAGUACCAGAUUCUGAUGGCGGCCGCAGCGGCAGCGGCUGCCGGGGGCGGCGGCACUGCGGGACAGCCGCCGCCUGGCGCCAUCCAGCCCAUGCCUAGACACGUGGCGCAAAUCAACGGCAAGCCUAAGAUAGCGCACGUCACCAGGACGGCAGCUGGCAGGAAACAGGUCAUCAGUUGGAUGGACGCCCCAGACGACGUCUAUUUUAGGGCGACGGAGGGGAAUAAGAAAAUUCGCAAACAAGUAACAUUAGCAGAAUUAAGGAGAGCAGCACGAAAGCCCUGGCGGCAGUUGAAAACCAAAAUGGAUGAACUACAGGUAGUUGUUCUUGACUGACAGUGAAUUCAAGAGAUAAAAUUGUAAAUUAAGUUCGCAAAGUGCUCAUGUGUCUAGGCACAAAUUUUUCGCUGUUGAUUCUGGUAACAUAACCUUUCAAAUUUACAAAAUUAUGCAGGACACGUCCUGGCCUGUGCUAUUUUUUUUAUUGUAAGAUGUUUGAUAUAUUUUGGAAACUUGAGCACCAUUUUCGUUUGUCUUGUGCUACCAACUGCGACCACAGUGAUAGGAGAUAUUGAAGCAUCUAGAUACCAUUGGAGUUUCUGUAUGUUGUUUCUGAAUGUUUCGUCUAAUUAUAUUAGCAAAUUUUCCCGAAAUAAUUGUAAAGUGUGGUUUUAUUGGUGCAAGUUGUUCAAGGAGUUAUUCUUAAGCAUAGCAGUUAAGGGACGUUUUUGUAGAACAGUCUCUGAAAUUAUGCAGGACGCUCUGCGGGAGGCUCCGGAUUGCCUCGCAGCGAGGCAUCCGGUAUCGUUAAUGUGGGUACCGGGGUACGCUGGGAUAAGGGGCAAUGAGACGGCGGACACUCUGGCGAAGACAGGAUCAGCCAGCAAGUCAACACUCUCAGAAAUGAAGAAGUAUCUACAGACAUCUCCGCCAGGCACUGGAACUCAUUGAAGGGCCCAGUGCUAAGGAUGGACGUUUCUGCUUCUCUGGAUAGAGCCAACCUAAGGUUGCUGGUGGGACUGUUGUCUGGCCAUAACACGUUAAGGCGCCACCUGCACGUGAUGGGGGUGGCUGAGGAUCCCUUGUGUGAACUCUGCGUGGUAGAGGAAGAGACCUCAGCGCACGUUUUGUGUCGCUGUGAAGCUAUGAGCUACUAUAGGCAGACUAUACUGGGGUCCAUUACUUUGGACCCUCAGGACGUCAAGGAGCUGGGACUCAAGGCGAUUCUCAACUUCGCUAUAAGGGCGAGGCUUAUGAUCUAAGGAAUGUAGAGGUGCAUAAGGGCCCGCUUAAGCGGCCUAUGCACUGGCUCCUUAUGGUGGCCGGAAUGCCUCUAAUUUCAAGAUUCAUUCAUUCAAGGGGGUAUUCAAAACAUGGACGCAUAAACUGGGUACACCAAUUUUUGUGGGAAAACUUUUUAUUUGACAACAAAGAAUGAAUCCUAAAAAACACGUUUUCUCAUUCUUUGUUGUCGAAUAAAAAGUUUUCCCUCAAAAAUUGAUGUACCCAUUUUAUGCGUAUAUGUUUUGAAUACCCCCUUGAACAACUUGCAGCAAUAAAACCACUUUACAAUUAUUUCGAAACCCAAGGGUAUUUUCGUCUAAUAUGAUUUGACUAGUUCUCAAAACCGUCACAAGGUGGAUCAUAAGUUCCGUAGUUUAUUGUCUGUUAAAGACGUAUUUUUUCUCACUGUUAGCAUCAAGGUGAUUCAAGGGCAGAAUAUAAUUCCCCUGCAAGAGUUGUCUAAAAUGCAGGUUAUGUUGCAAGAAGCGCACCUUUUUAAUCAUCUAUAGCAAUAUUGUGAAUCAUUGCCGGUGAUGAAAUGACAACACUGUAAUAUAUCUUUGUCACCUAAUGUUUGUUAUAAUUAAAUUUAUUUAUUUAUUGUAUCAUGAAAAAUGCGGUACAGUUUUUUGUUGAAGAUGUAGAUUUUUGUUUACUAGUUAUUGAGUUAUAAGGUUGGUAUAAGCGAUUUCUUACAUGGCGCAUCGUAUUCAAGAAAUCACUAUUAACCUUUUGUACUAGAAAUCUACGAGAGGCGAUGGCGUAUACACAAAAUAUUAUUUACAUUUUGACUAUGCUUGUUUUUCAGUUGUAGCAAAAUGUCUACAUAUUUGUCUGAUAUGAAGCAUGAAAUUUACUAAGCAUUGACAGUUUCAUCUUGAAUUCGAACUGUCAAUCAUACAUGCCAAUGAAUAUCGGAGAUUUGAUGUUUUUAAGGUUUUCAUACUAAUAUGAGAGUGUUUUGAGGGAGGUUUAUGUUGUGAAGUACAAAUUUAGUGAGAACUUCUGCUUGAAAAAGCUGAGUUAUUAAUUCUUCUGCACUGAUAGUAUGGAUUGGGUGAAAGAAUUUCAAUCAGGCACAGUUCAAAUUUCACAUCCGGUAAAAUUUUAUUUUGUCGUAAUUUUGCUGUCCAAUUUUAGGUGAGAGUUGAGAUUCCAAUAAAAUUUUGUUGCAAAUAUAAAUUUUUCUUAAGAGAACAUUGAUAGGAUUUAUGUAUUGGCAUUCAGCGAGAUUUUUACACAAGAUCUUUACUGUGGCAGUGACAAACAUAUUUGAAAAAUUUCAGAACGUAACUAAACCUAACUUUUUGGGGUUAAGUGAACUAAUUUCAAAUCCCAAACUUGUUUUUCGACGUUUUUCAAGUUCCUGAUCGGUUUAGACGCGGUAAAAAAAUAGCUGAUCUCAAAAAUGGUGCCUUCUGGCAUGCCAUACGAGUAUUCAAGUUGCUACUAGUGAUGUUUAGAAUUCGCGUUUGUUGAAGAUUUAUUUAGCAUUAAUGAUAAUGGUACAAUGUCGAUUUUGAAUAAUUAAUCAUUUAUACAUUUUUUGAAUCGAUUUUCUGUUGUUUUACAUUCUUGUCUAUUGAAAGUACAUCACCUUGCAUUUUGGAUAUUCAUAAAGGGAUUUUUACGUUUCAACUUGAACAUUUUUAAAUUCGAACACUGUUAUUAUCGUUGUUCAAUUUAUUGAAUCAAAUACUCCGUUUUGAAAUACAGAUUUGCUAGUUGUGAUAGUAUUACAAUUUUGCAGAUGAAAAUCUUUACUGCCUCUAGUUUCGUAGUUAUGAUAAUGACUAUUUACUUUGGUGGUGGCAAUAGA